Molecule: messenger RNA, 807 nt
Organism: Ambispora leptoticha
Lineage: Eukaryota; Fungi; Glomeromycota; Glomeromycetes; Archaeosporales; Ambisporaceae
Source: the annotation of a GenBank genome assembly
AAUAAUAUCAUCUUAUCAUCAUCACCUAAUUUUGCUGCACCUUUGAUAUCAAGCCUAGCAGCAGCAGCCGCUACAACUACUUUCACUUUAUGGUGGUGUACCCUACAAAGCAACCCAAUCUAUGCGGAAGAUGAAAAGUCUCGAGGAAAUUCGCACGUUAUUGAAACAAUAGAGGACCCCGAUAGUAAACUCCAUUUUCCGAAACGUAUAACGUUGUAUGAUGGGGCUUCAGCGAGAUUAAUAGGCUUCGGAGUACGUACAUUGUCAUUUCUGAAAGUAAAAGCGUACGUUGUUGGAUUAUAUGUCAGGGAACAGGAUAUUAAGGUGCUUCGUAAUUGGAAGGAUUUUGAUAAAGAAAAGUUUUUGUCAACUGGUGAUGAAUCAAUGGCUCACGCAUUAUUAGAUCAACCGAUUGAGUUCGCAAUUCGUAUAGUUCCAAUGCGUGAUACUAAUGGUGCGCAUCUACGUGACGGAUUCACCAGAUCACUAACAAACAGAAUUCAGUACGUGGAUGAAGAAUUGACGGGUGACGAUCAAUCUAAAAUAGUGGACGCCAUAGCAGAAUUUAAAAAAAUCUUUCCAAAAACGGUUGUGAAAAAGGGGAAUGAAUUGAUAUUUACGAAACAGGUGGAUGGCUGUCUAAGAAUGGCGUAUCAUGGUAAAGAACUGGGCACAAUACAUAACCACUGGCUAGCAAAAAACUUGCUGAUGGGCUAUUUGGCAGCAAAAAGUCCCAUUUCAGAAAAGGCGAAAUUAAGCAUCGCAGAAGGUCUAGAAGAACUAUUUGCCGCUGACUUUGUUUUUUGA